This is a messenger RNA of Sebastes umbrosus (honeycomb rockfish), 2644 nucleotides long. It is a transcript of the gene wasf3a, whose product is annotated as WASP family member 3a. Gene Ontology annotation, molecular function: actin binding; protein kinase A regulatory subunit binding; Arp2/3 complex binding. The record is from RefSeq and is a predicted model, not a curated record. Gene Ontology annotation, biological process: actin cytoskeleton organization; positive regulation of Arp2/3 complex-mediated actin nucleation. Gene Ontology annotation, cellular component: cytoskeleton. Bases 330 to 1733 code for a protein of 467 amino acids. The transcript is spliced from 9 exons. NCBI's taxonomy places the organism in Eukaryota, Metazoa, Chordata, Actinopteri, Perciformes, Sebastidae.
UGACGGGAGUAAAUCUGCUGGCUAAAUCCCCUCAAGGCUCAAGCUGUGAUUUGGACCAGAGGGGUUUGUUGUCAGAGUGAACUCCGCCCUGCAGAGAUGACUACUGACAAUGUCCAACACACGACUGCAGCAGGCCAGCAAAGACUUUGUUUGAUUUGGAUAAAACCACUUGGACCCGACUUUCACUGCUCCCUCCCGGCGUGCUGACGUCACAAAACGUACGUUAACAAGCUAACCCAGCGGCAACUCUAUGGUUGUACUGUAGUAUACAAUGAGCUGUCCUCUGACCCCCGGCAGGUGCUGCUGUGGCUGAGAUGUGAGCGGGGGUCAUGCCUUUGGUCAAGAGAAACAUUCAGCCUCGGCACCUGUGCCACGACGCAGUGCCUGAUGGGAUUGGCAACGAGCUGGAAUGUGUGACCAACAACACGUUGUCUGCCAUCAUCCGCCAGCUCAGUAGCCUGAGUACACAUGCAGAAAACGUUUUUGGGGAGCUUUUUAACGAGGCAAACACCUUUUAUGGCCGCGCCAACUCUCUCCAAGACCGCAUUGACCGCUUGGCCGUCAAGGUCACCCAGCUGGACUCCAGCGUGGAGGAGGUGUCUCUUCAGGACAUUAACAUGAGGAAGGCGUUCAAAGGCUCGACCGUCCAGGACCAGCAGGUUUUGUCCAAAGGCAGCACUCCGAACUCAGUGGCUGAGAUGCACAACAGCAGCGACAGGCCUCCUCCCCUCAGCACCCUCACUGCCUACAGAGAGGACUCCACUGAUGCGAUGAAAUUCUACUCAGACCCGUCGUACUUUUUUGACUUGUGGAAAGAGAAAAUGCUUCAGGACACGGAGGAAAAGAGGAAAGAAAGGCGGAGGCAAAGAGAACAGAAACGAUGUGUGGAAAACAGCACCCUUCCGCGCGAGGUGAAGAAGGUCAGAAAGGCUCGAAACCGCCGGCAAGAGUGGAACAUGAUGGCAUUCGAUAAAGAACUUCGUCCAGAUCACCGCCAUCCGCAGAGUCUCCGCCGAGAGGCGUCGUCUGAGGGCUCGCUCUCCCCAGACGGCAGGCCUGACCUCCCAGACUACCCCGUCCCUCCACUGCCUGCCCACGCUGCUUGUAAUCGUGCCAAGUCACGUGAUUACGUGCCUGGGAAUGCACACCCCUCGCCACCUGUGGAGCAUGAAUACCACAGCAUUGAUGUCAACUACAACAAGAGAGUAACCUACGCCGCAGCGGCAGAGCCUCACACUGCGGACAGAAUGAACGGCUCAAUACGUCCAACUGCAGAUUACAACUCUCUCCCCCCACCUCCUGCCACGGGCCCACCCAUCCCAUCAGCCCAGACAGCCUUUGGUUAUCCACUGGGUGUACUACCACCAACACCGCAUAAUGGAGUUCUGCACGUAGGCCCAGGCUACCAGCUCCCACCUGUACCUCCUCCAGGGCUGCACAUGUUCCCUCCUCCCCCAGGUCCCCCACCUCCACCCCUCCCUCCCCCAGCUGCAUUCUCACACCUAGUAGGCGACAGAGCUGAGACUAAACCUGUGAGAGAUGGGAGAAGUGAUCUGCUGUCCGCCAUCCGAAUGGGCAUCCAGCUGAAGAAAGUUCAAGAGCAGCAGGAGCAGCAGAAUAAGCGGGAGCCGGUGGGGAACGAUGUGGCCACCAUCCUGUCCCGACGCAUCGCCGUGGAGUACAGUGACUCUGAUGACGACUCUGAGCUGGACGAAAACGAGUGGUCAGACUGACCAAACAAAGUGUAGCACCUGGCUGAAGUUUCGGUUUUUACUGCAUCUUCAAACUGUGAAUGACUCUCUUUGGCUCCACCCAGUGGACUCUACACACCAACCCACCGCUGCCAGAGCACCUUUACUUCAUCUUGUAUUAUUAAUGUGCUACAUUAAUUUUUGAUCAGGAAUUUGCAUGAGUGUGCAGUCGGCACCAUUCUUCUGAAAAACAGCUGAAUUUUCAGAUUCACAUUAAAAAGUGGUGAAUUGUAAUAUAACUAAAUGUUUAGUUUUCUACCACGGAUGAAAUGCGAACCAUUACUUUUCUCACUUUGUCAAUCUAAACUGUGCGUUCUAAUAAAAUGUGCUCUCCUGAUAAACUGACACCUUGAACACACCAUACCCAUUGAUGAAAUGUGCAGUAUGUCCCACUCCUACUGUAGGCCUGACAUGUCGCAGUAGGAAAAGUAAUAAAAUGAUUGGCUGCAUUCCAUUUAGCUGCUUUACUUUCAGGAUCCUGGUACUGUGCAUGCUGGCUCACUGUCACACUGUCAUGGCUUACUGGAACACUUGAAUAGAACACUUGUACUUUUCAUAUUAUAAUAAGUAAAAAAUGUCUGUUGUGGAAAAGGCCUAUUAUUCAUGAAUGAGUGCAGCAAUAUGAAGUAAAUCUUUGAAGGAUUUCAGUAUAUAUUUUCAUAAUCCUGAUAAUAUUUUGGACUAAAUGUACCCCUCCCUAUAUUAUAUGAAUGUUUGGGGAGUAAUUCCAUUCGAUAUUUUGUAAUUGCUACCUCAAUUUGUGACCAUUUCACUACCCCACGGUAUGUUUAGUAGGGUAUCAUGAUCAAUCUGAAUACAGAUUUGUUCUGCCAUUCAAUUAUUUGUUGUGAUGUGUCUUUGAAAAUGUUGACAUAUCAUUAAACAAUUCUUCC